Molecule: messenger RNA, 8302 nt
Organism: Paramisgurnus dabryanus
Lineage: Eukaryota; Metazoa; Chordata; Actinopteri; Cypriniformes; Cobitidae
Source: RefSeq, a predicted model, not a curated record
CUCGCGGAGCCUCGUGCUGGUUUGAUCGGUUUCUCUCUCUGUAAGAGGCCCCCUCCACACACGCACACAUACACACAUUUGUGUCGGUUAAAUUCAUUCCCGGGACCUUUAUUUAUUUAGUCCAAGAAACUUUUUAUACUUGAGUCGCGCUCAGGAGAGAAGACCGAAUUCGGUCUGAAAGUCGAGGGAAUGAUACGGGACACGGGCACGUCUUUUUAAGAACGUUGUAUUUAUAUUCAAAGUGACUCGUAGCGAAAGAGAGAGAGGGAGAUCAUGGCCGCUCAGGUCGCCACUCUCAACACUAGUCCGCCCGUCGAACUCAAAAAGCCGGAGCGGGAGCCGCAGGACGAGUCGGUGCUUGGAGAGAAGCAGCCGGAAAACAAGGAGCCCCGCGCGGACGGUGGAUCCCCGGGCCAGAAGGAGCUGCACGACGGGGCCGAUGUGGGAAACGCUGCUGGGGGAGGAGGAGCGGGAGGCGACCCUGACAUGAAGAACGGCAACGGGAACCCGUCCAGGGUAAACAAUAACCAGAAUGAUUCUGGCGGACCUGAAGCGAACAGCCACCCCGGGAUGGCUCACCACCACUCGGGUACUUUCCCUCCACCUCCGUACGUUUAUAACCGGGCCCCUUUUAAUCAACAUGGCGGACAACAAAGCCCUAGCAUGGCAGGGCCGGCGAUGAUGGACCCAUACCCGCCCAGUUCACACGAGCACGGCUACCCCAACCACUUUAACAACUACAGCCCCUUCCCGAACCGGACGCCGUACCACCAGGGCCAAGGGUACGGCAUGAAUUCCCCGCGAAACAGCCAACCGCCGGCGUCUGGGGGGCAGCCAGGCAAGCAGCCGCCGCCAGGAGGAACUACGCCGAUGGUCGCUUCUUACAACAAUCAGAGAUAUAACAUGGGAACCCCUCAGCCCACCUCCACCCCGACUUUAAACCAGCUACUGACCUCUCCCAGUUCCACCAGGACCUACCAAAACUACCCACCCAGUGAUUACAGUAGUCAGGAUGGGGUUGCCAAGGGACCGGGGGAUAUGGGCAGCGGUAGUCAGUAUGGUGGGGGCCACUCGGGCUGGCAACAAAGAAGCCAUCACCCUCCUCCCAUGAGCCCGGGAAACACUGGACAAGCCAUCAACAGAAGCCAGCCUCCUGGCCCCAUGGAUCAGGUGGGAAAGAUUCGAGGGCAGCACUAUGGCGCAGGAAACCCCUAUUCCCAGCAGCAGGGCCCUGCCCCAGGCUCCCAGCAGGGACCUCCCUACCCAGGGCAAGCUUAUGGACCUGCAGGGCCCCAAAGAUUCCCUAUAGGCAUGCAGGGACGAACCCCUGGAAGCAUGAGCGGAAUGCAAUACGGACAGCAGAUUGGCUUUGGACAACAUGGGCCAGGUGGUUAUAGCCAGAACCAAGGUGGUUACUAUGGACAACAGGGAUCUUCCUCCCACGGAGGACCCCAGCAAUCUUCAUACCCCCAGCAGCCCCCAUCUGGACCAGCCUCUCAGUCUCCAUAUACCCAGCAACCCCCAGGUCCUCCCCAUGGUCAGGGUGGGGCCCCUUACGCUCAGCCUCAGGGCUCCCAUGGUCCCCCUCAAGGCCAACCUUCGUAUUCACAAACUCCACAGUCACAGUCAGGUCAGCCGCCCUAUCCUCAGUCCCAAGGUCCUACUCAGUCACAGAGUGCUUCUCAGGGCCAGCAAGGGCCUCAGUCACAGCCUGGAUAUUCUCAACCACCUUCUGGUCCACCUCAACAACAGGGUCCCUCUCAACAGCAGCAGGGUCCACAACAUUCACAGCCGCCCAGCUCGGCACCCCCACAGUCAUCCCAACAACCUACGGGCCAGGGCCAGCCCUCACCCUACUCUCAGACCCCUCCACAGCAACAGUCACCCUUCCAGCGCUUUCCACCACCACCACCACAGCAGGAGCUGUCUCAAGAUUCUUUCAGUUCCCAGUCGUCUGCUCCCUCUUCCAACCAACCCAUGGUGUCCAGUAAGAGCGGCCCAGAGGACAGUAUGCAGGGACGACCUUCCAGCCUUCCUGAUCUGUCAGGCUCCAUCGAUGAUCUCCCCACAGGCACUGAUGGGGCUUUGAGUCCCGGCGUGAGCACAUCAGGGGUAUCCAGCAGUCAGGGUGAGCAGAGCAACCCGGCACAGUCUCCCUUUUCCCCACACACCUCUCCUCACCUGCCAGGCAUUCGCGGCCCCUCGCCAUCACCCGUGGGCUCACCUGUCAGCGGUCCGGCCUCACGUACAGGACCCCUCUCACCCGGAACCUUGCCAGGAAACCAAAUGCCCCCCAGGCCCUCUAGUGUUCAGUCAGAUGGUAUGCUGCAUACCUCAAUUGGUCAGGAUAGAGUAUAUAUGCGAAACCCUCAGAUGCCAUACGGCUCUCCUCAACAAGGAUCGACUUUAUCACCACGGCAAUCAUCUGGAGGCCAAAUGCAUGCUGGGAUGGGUUCUUUUCCGCAAAACAACUCCAUGGGCAAUUACGGACCACAGAGCGCUCAGUAUGGGCAACAAGGUUUCCCAAGGCCAGCUUAUGCAGGAAUGCCAAAUGCGAACUACACCGGUGGUCCUGGAAUGAGCAGCUCCAUGAAUCCUAUGGCGGGCCAGGGUGGAGGGGGUCCGUAUGGAGGUAUGCCUCCCGGGCGUAUGGGUCCGGGGCAGAUGGGUGCGAGACCUUACGGCCCAGGUAUGGGCCCCAACAUGGGGGGUAUGCCCACUCAGGUGACAUCUGGGAUGUGUCCGCCACCUGGAAUGAACAGGAAGCCGCAAGAUCCCACUACAGCGGGCAUGCACCACGGCCCAUCUAAUUCAAUACACAGGCCACCUGGUUAUACCAACAUGGGCCAAAGCAUGAUGGGAGCUGGGUCUCCUUAUGCCCCACCCAUGAACAGCAUGCAGAACAUGAUGAACCAAGCGGGACCAUACCCAGUACCUGGCAACAUGGCCAAUAACUCUGCAGGCAUGGCCCCCAGUCCAGAGUUUGGCAUGGAAAAGCUCAACCAGCCUCAAAAGAUGAAUAACAAAGUGGAAGGGACUCCUAAGACCGAAUCGAAAAAGAAGUCCAGUUCAUCUACCACCACUAAUGAGAAAAUAACCCGUCUGUACGAGCUGGGACCAGAACCAGAGAGGAAAAUGUGGGUGGACCGUUAUUUGGCAUUUGCCGAAGAGAAAGCCAUGGGCAUGACCAAUCUACCCGCAGUGGGCCGCAAGCCCCUUGACCUCUUCCGCCUCUAUGUGUCUGUCAAAGAGAUUGGCGGCCUCACUCAGGUGAACAAGAACAAAAAGUGGAGGGAGUUAGCCACAAACCUGAAUGUGGGCACAUCUAGCAGUGCCGCCAGCUCUUUGAAGAAGCAGUACAUUCAGUGUCUCUAUGCCUUUGAAUGCAAGAUUGAGCGAGGGGAAGACCCACCACCUGACUUCUUCAACACCGACCCUAAAAAGAACCAGACCAAAGUCCAGCCCCCAUCACCAGCUGGAUCGGGGUCUUUACAGGGUCCUCAGACACCUCAGUCGACCAGCAGCUCCAUGGCUGAGGGUGGAGAUCUGAAGCCACCGACACCUGCAUCAACACCUCACAGCCAGAUGCCCCCCAUGCCUGGUUCUAGGAGCAGCGUGAAUUUACAGGAUCCUUUUGCGGACGGUGGGGACCCAGCGUUUUCCAGGCGCAACUCUGUGACCCCGAAUUCAGGUUAUCAGCCUGUUAUGGGUGGACCAGAUGUGAUGGGCCGCUUGGGGCCUUACGAGCCCAAUAAGGACCCUUUUGGUGGCAUGAGAAAAGCGGGUGAGCAGUUCAUGACUCCAGGUCAAGGCCCAAAUAGUGGCAUGGGUGAACCCUAUAACAGAGGCCCUCCAGGACCUAUGCAGAUGGGUCAAAGACCACAGUAUCCCUAUGGUCCAGGAUAUGACAGGAGACCAGAUUCGGGUAUGUGCCCAGAUGGUAACAUGGGUCCACAACCUAACAUGAUGCCAUCUGGUGCAGAUGCAGGGAUGUACUCACCGAACCGGCCUCCACAGCAGCAGAGGCAUGAUUCAUACGGAAAUCAAUACCCUGGCCAAGGUGCUCCCCCUAGUGGAUCAUAUCCAAACCAGCAGCCAGGAAUGUACCCACAACAGCAACCGAAUUUCACACAGAAGAGGCCAGUUGAUGGUGUUUAUGGGCCUCCUGCAAAGCGUCAUGAAGGGGACAUAUACCCUUAUACCAGUCAGCAACAAGGACCCCAAGCCCCAGGUGGACCGCAGUCCCAACCAGAUAUGUACAACCAGUAUAACACCUAUCCAGGCUCAGACAGACGCCCCCCUGGCUCACAGAGCCAAUUUCCUUUUGGUUUCGGGCGAGAUCGAGGGCCUAACGCGGGUGGCCCUAACGCUCAGCCCUCCAUGCAACCGCAGAUGAUGGGUAGCUCCAUGAGUGGCCCCAUGCCGACAGUCCCUGAUGGACCCCAAGGUCCCAUGUGGGCAGGCCGUAAUGAGAUGAACUACCCUAACUAUCAUAAUCGUCAGGGGCCCCCUGGUGCCAUCUCUCAAACCUCGGGCUACCAUACCAUGAAUCGGCCCGACGACAUGAUACCUCCGGACCAACGCGUGAAUCACGAGGGGCCGUGGCCUGGCCAUGUUAACCAGCGGCAAUCCCCAUAUGGGCAAGGACCUACUGGGCCACCAAUGUCCAGAACUCUCCAGCCGAACUAUCAAACCUCCCAGAACCACAUUCCACAAGUUUCCAGCCCUGUUCCCAUGCCAAGACCAAUUGAGAACCGAACCUCACCCAGCAAGGUGCCAUACAUGCACCCGGGAAUGAAAAUUCAGAAGGCUGGACCCCCAGUUCCAGCUUCACACAUUGCCCAACCUCCAGUGCACCCUCCUUUGAUACGGAGAGAUGUGGCAUUCCCACCUGGUUCAAUAGAGUCCUCGCAGCCAAUCCUGAAACCUCGUCGUCGGCUAACGAUGAAAGAUAUUGGAACACCAGAGGCCUGGAGAGUCAUGAUGUCCCUUAAAUCAGGCUUGUUAGCAGAGAGUACUUGGGCCUUAGACACCAUUAAUAUUCUUCUAUAUGAUGACAAUAGCAUUUCCACCUUCAAUCUGAACCAGCUUCCUGGCUUCCUUGAGCUCGUUGUCGAAUACUUCCGAAGGUGCCUCAUUGAGAUCUUCGGCAUCUUGAAAGAGUAUGAGGUUGGAGAUCCUGGCCAACGUACCCUGGUCGACCCGAAUGCCGUUGACCCCGAGAUGUCUGAUGAGGAGGUGCCGGAGGCAGAACAGAUGGAAGAGGAAGACGAGGACGAAGAUGAGGAUGAUGAUGUUGAAAACAGUACUGUGCAGAUGCCACAGGUUCAGGUCAAGCAGGAGAAAGAGGAGUUCACCCAGAUCCAAAAACCCAGUGACAGACUUGAGCAAGUAGAGAGGGAAGAUGAGGACACUUCAUGUAAACCUCUCCCUAAAUCACCUACCCCACAGCAAGAAAUAAGUGGCUCCCAAGAGAGGCCAAAGCAGGCUAGCAAGUUCGACAAGCUCCCUAUUAAGAUAUUGAGGAAGAAAGACCUGUUUGUAAUUGGCCGCACCAGUAAAUUGGGCCGGCGACAAGCUUUCGAUAGCGGUCUGAUCCAUUGGAGCGUGGGUGGUGGAGAUACUACAGAGCACAUACAGACCCAUUUCGAGAGCAAGAUGGAACUUUUGAAGCAGCGGAAACGGAAGCCGGUGAAUAUAGGGCCACGUAAAAAAGUAGCGGAAGCGGUUACGGACGAUGCUGAAAAAACGAUUGAAGAACAGCUGACACCGCAAGCGCAACCUCAGCCGUCCACAAAUCAAUCAUCAGAGGACAAAAACGCCACAGCAGCUAGCACGUCAACGAGUAUAACGGCCACCAUUGAUGACGUGCUGUCAGCUCGGCAAGGUUCCUUGACCGAGGAAGCAGUCAGAGGCAAGCCGGAUAAUAUCGACAGAGAGAAAAGCAAGUUUCUCUUCGGCAUGGACCUUGCACAUCAUAGUCGCAACAUCAAGAUCUUGGAAGACGAGCCGCAUAGCAAGGACGAGACGCCACUCUGCACGCUUUCAGAUUGGCAGGAUGCCCUUGCCCGCCGUUGCAUCUGUGUUUCCAACGUUGUUCGCAGCCUUUCCUUCGUCCCUGGCAAUGACCUGGAAAUGUCAAAGCAUCCAGGACUUUUACUGUUACUAGGCAGGCUGGUGCUGUUGCACCAUCGGCAUCCUGAACGCAAGCAGGCCCCGGUCACCUAUGAAAAAGAGGAAGAGGAGGAUGAAGGUGUUAGUUGCGAGCGAGACGAGUGGUGGUGGGACUGCCUGGAGGUUCUGCGGGAAAACUGCUUGGUCACGUUAGCCAACAUCUCAGGCCAGCUGGACCUUUCCAUUUACCCUGAAAGUAUUUGCUUGCCCCUAUUGGAUGGCCUGCUCCACUGGGCUGUUUGCCCUUCGGCUGAAGCCAUCGACCCCUUCCCUACGCUAGGACUAAACGGAACGCUGUCUCCCCAGAGACUGGUCCUUGAAACCCUGAGUAAACUUAGCAUCCAGGAUAACAACGUUGACCUCAUUCUGGCUACGCCACCUUUCAGCCGUUUGGAGAAGCUCUACGGCUCCCUCGUGCGCAUGGUCGGUGAACGCAAAGUGCCCGUUUGCCGGGAGAUGGCAGUGGUGCUUCUGGCUAACCUCGCGCAGGGCGACAGCGUCGCGGCCCGGGCUAUUGCAGUGCAGAAGGGCAGCGUGGGAAACCUUCUCGGUUUUCUGGAGGACAGUCUUGCGGCCACUCAGUUUCAACAAAGUCAGGGCUCGUUGCUGCACUUACAAGGCACGCACUUUGAGCCUACUAGUGUGGACAUGAUGCGGCGGGCAGCUCGUGCCCUGCACGCCUUUGCCAAAGUGGAAGAGAACCACUCAGAAUUCACGCUGUACGAGUCACGGCUACUGGACAUAUCUGUAUCCCCACUUAUGAACUCUUUGGUGUCCCACGUAAUCUGCGACGUACUGUUUCUGAUCGGCCAGUCGUGACAGCCCGAGCGGUUGAUCAUGUUUUUCCCCGCUCAUUUUUUUAAUGUGUGUGUGUGAGUGUGUGACUGGAGAAAAUUUAACCGCAAACUGACUUUUUUAUUUAUGCAAAAUCACCUCAGAUUCCACUGUCUAACCUUGCUUCGCUCUCAAGGAAGGAUAAACCAUGGUAAUUGAUUGAUUUAUGGUGUAUGUAGUAAAACUAAUAUGGAUAUGCUGAUUGAGACUGUCACCCGAAAGAGUGUGCUGCCCUUUGGACUUUUUGUAAAGAAAAGCAAAAAUUCAAAAAAGAAACAAAAAACUGUAACCAAAGUUGCUGUCACGUUUACAGUGAGUUUGGGGAAAUGUUCUCCAUCAGGGUGUGAGGAUGGGGAUGAAGACCACCAUAAUCUGGUUCUCGGAGGCUUAAAAGACUCGCUCGCAGACUCUAGUUUGUGUGGUAUAAAUUGCUGUAACUUGGAUUUUAUAUAUAUAUAAAUAUAUACUUAGCCCUAAAGAAACCAGGUCGUUGGCUGUGAACAGACAUGUAAAUGGGAGGCCUGUGCAGUAGAUUGUAGAUUGACUUUUCUGUACUGUACACCUUAAAACUGUAAACAUACUGUAACAAUACUGUUUCACACUGAGAUAAUGCUGGCUUGGCAGUGAAAACUGUAGUUUUUAAAAAUGAUUUUAGAUUCAUGUUGAGAGAGGAACAUGGUUUUCCCCAAAAGUAACGUGAACCUACAACCUACCCGACCUCUUCUUUUUCCCUUGAUUGUAUAACUUGACCCUUAAAGAAAUCACCUCUUUUAGGACUGGUCUUGAGCUCUAGAUGCAGUCCAGGCUGCAGUGUAUAUAAUGAUGUUGUAAAUUACACUUUGCUUCUCUCUCUCUCAUCUUAUGGCGCUCUUCACCGUUUUUAAUCUUUGACGAAUUAAAGGUUUCAGUCAACAGAUCUCAUUGUGCAUUUUCAUGUGUUCAUUUAUCACUUGACUUUCAUUGCAUUCAAAAGGAUUUUGUGGAUUCCAUACACAUAACAUUUUCAGGUUCCUUUGUUAAAAGGUGUAGAGAAUUUUAUUAAACCAGAAAUCUUCAACUGAUUUAUCAUUCACCGGAACAAAGAUCAAAUAAACCAGUUUGCUUUUGCCUCUUUUCCCCCAGCUUAGUCAAUUCCAGUGCUAUGGAUCCAUAUUUGUAUUACAGAUGAUGUAGCUAAAAACUUGUGUAAAUUCCUUCCCUUUUUUGGCUUAAUAUCAUUUAUUCCGUAUGAAAUCUUUAUACUAUAUGUUCCACGUGUUAAGAAUAAAUGUACAUUAAAUCUUGGUAAAACUUU